Messenger RNA from Piliocolobus tephrosceles (Ugandan red Colobus), 1849 nucleotides. RefSeq names its product mitochondrial inner membrane subdomain organizer 1 (gene MISO1). The record is from RefSeq and is a predicted model, not a curated record. The transcript has 5 exons. Lineage: Eukaryota; Metazoa; Chordata; Mammalia; Primates; Cercopithecidae. The coding region runs from base 80 to 961 and encodes 293 amino acids.
CCGCCGCCUUCCCGAGGUGCGCGGCGCCCCCUGCCGCCAGCCGGAGGAGCGCAGGGCCCGCUCGCAGGAGGCCGGAAACAUGGCGGGGCAGCCCGCGGCCUCAGGCUCGCAGUCUCCCGACAGGGACGGAAUGGAGCCCAACGUCGUGGCUCGGAUCUCGCAGUGGGCAGACGACCACCUGCGCCUAGUCCGGAACAUCAGCACUGGAAUGGCCAUAGCUGGAAUAAUGUUACUUCUAAGAAGCAUUCGACUGACAUCAAAAUUUACAAGCUCUUCAGACAUUCCAGUAGAAUUUAUAAGAAGAAAUGUUAAACUACGUGGACGAUUACGCCGAAUAACUGAGAAUGGUUUAGAAAUUGAACAUAUACCUAUUACUUUACCUAUUAUAGCUUCGUUGAGAAAGGAGCCAUGUGGUGCUUUGCUGGUUAAGCUGGCUGGAGUAGAACUCACUGAAACUGGGAAGGCAUGGUUACAAAAAGAGCUAAAACCGUCCCAAUUACUAUGGUUCCAACUUCUUGGAAAGGAGAAUUCAGCACUCUUUUGCUAUCUUUUAGUGAAUAAGGGUGGAUAUUUCAGCGUGAAUCUGAAUGAAGAAAUUUUGAGAAGAGGUCUUGGCAAAACUGUUCUUGUUAAAGGGCUUAAAUAUGAUUCUAAAAUCUAUUGGACAGUUCACAGAAACUUACUUAAAGCUGAAUUAACAGCCUUAAAAAAAGGAGAAGGAAUAUGGAAGGAAGACUCUGAAAAAGAAAGUUAUUUGGAAAAAUUCAAAGGUUCCUGGAGAAUAUGGAAAAAGGACAGUUUUUUAAAAACAACAGGAUCAGAUUUCAACUUGAAAAAAGAAAGUUAUUAUGACAAACUUAGAAGGACUUAUGAAAUAUGGAAAGGCAACGUGAACAACUACUCCUUAAUACUGAAGUUCAAAGAACUUAUAAGUCGCAUACACUUUCGUAGAAAAGGGUGAAACAGUUGAGAUCUAGAGGUAACCUUCUUCAAAGAGUAAAAUAUGUCAUAUAUGGACAUUUUUCAUUGACUCAAAAUGGAAGUUUUGCCAAAUAAUCAAAAUGUUAGUCUAAUGGUAUUUAAAUAUUAAAAAGAGAUGAUUAUCAUAAUGUCAGAAUGAAUUUAAACAAAUUAUAAUUAAUGUAAUAUUUUAGGAAAGAUGAAACACUUUAUGAGAAGUUACCAGGCUGAAUGAUUUAUAUAUAUAGCGCUAAUGUGUGAAGAGAAAGUUUAACUCUUCACCACUAUGUUGUUCUUAGUUAUUUGGGGCAGCCAUAUUGAAUUUUUUGUUUGUUUGUUUUGAGAUGAGGUUUCGCUAUUGUUGCCCAGGCCAGAGUGCAAUGGUGUGAUCUCGGCUCACUGCAACCUCCUGUUUCCCGGGUUCAAGCGAUUCUCCUGCCUCAGCCUCCCAAGUAGCUGGGAUUACAGGCAUGCGCCACCAUGCCCAGCUAAUUUUGUAUUUUUAGUAGAGAUGGGGUUUCUCCAUGUUAGUUAGGCUGGUCUCAAACUCCCGACCUCAGAUGAUCUGCCCACCUCGGCCUCCCAAAGUGCUGGGAUUACAGGCAUGAGCUACCAAGCCCAGCUUUUUUUGUUUUAACACGGAGUUUCGCUCUUGUCACCCAAGCUGCAGUGCAGUGGCGUGAUCUUGACUCAGUGCAACCUCUGCCUCCUGGGUUCAAGUGAUUCUUCUGCCUCAGCCACCCAAGUACCUGGGAUUACAGGAGCUCACCACGAAGCCUGGCUAAUUUUUGUAUUGCCAUAUUGAAUUUUUGUUUAAAGAAGAUACAUGUUUGUUUUUCCAGUUUUAUUACCUUUCACUAUUUAUAAUAAAGGAAUUCUUUAUGCUUUA